UUAAAUUUACAAGUAUAAAUCUCGCACCCUUCAGUUGACAGAAAGUAGACCUAGUUUUAAGUGUUUUGCCAAGUUAAUUCAUUUGUUAGCAUGGUGACUUUGGAUCGUAAAAAGAUUUUAGGGGUGGGAGGUUUUGCCACUGUUUUCGAAGGUGCUUGGCGUGGAGUGAAAGUGGCAGUCAAACGAAUUCCCCUAGAAAAAACCGCGAGCAAUGAACAAGAAGAGAAGGCCCUAAAAAUGUUGGAUCAUACUAACGUCAUCAAAUUAUUUCACGUGCAGGAGAACCAAGACUUUAAAAUGUUCGUCCUUGAAUUAUGUGAUGCCUCGUUAGAUAGACUAUUUCUCAAAAAAGAUGACCCCAAAAAAUACCGCGGCCCAAUGCCGCAAAAUACAGAAGUCCUACUUCAGUUGGCUAAAGGACUCGAGUACAUUCAUCAAAUGGGAUUAGUCCAUCGCGACAUCAAGCCACAGAACGUACUCAUCCGUUUUGAUACUACAACCCAACAAGUGGUAAUGAAGUGGGCAGAUUUUGGUUACAGUAAACGUGUCAACGAAAGAGGUUCUUUCUCGAUGAGCGGUGUUAGAGGAACAUACGAUUAUUUCGCACCAGAAAUAUUGAAAUUACUGGACGAGGACAGUUCUGCUGAAAACCAAGUUCAGAAAAGAGGAACCGUCAAGAGCGAUGUAUUUGCCGAAGGCCUCGUCUUUGGUUACUUCCUUUCGGAAGGUGUUCAUCCAUUUGGCUCCUCAAGUCAUCAAAUCCUAGUUAACGUACGAAAAAAGGAACCAGCCAACCUUCCCCAAACGGAAAAACUUCGUAAUAUAAUCACAGAAAUGUUAGAAAAAGAACCAGAUAAUCGAGUUACAUCAUCUGAUGUCGUAGAUCGAUUCACAAACAUUCUGAAGAAUUCACAACAGAUGUUUACGUUACUAGCGGAAGGGAACCCAAGCGUGGAGGAAUUAGGAAAACUGAUUCAAGAAGGUGUGGACCUCAACGACAAAGACCCAAAUGGAUUGACACCGCUAUUGCGCUUAGCACAAAGCGAAAAGAUAAGUGAAAAUGGGGUAGAAAUAGUUAGUCUCUUGAUCCAACACGGAGCCAACGUUAAUUCAAUGGACAGGAAGGGUAAAAAUGCUCUUCUUUUGUGGUGCGAAAAUCGUAAACAAAAUAGAAACAAAAGUUUUCUUGCAAUCAUCAAUCUCUUCGUUGCAAAUGGGAUCGAUAUCAAUUGCAAAAAUGAAGACGAAGGCAACGUUCUCAAUACAUUGUGUCGCUAUCAUCAAAACGAAAAUUUAAUUGACAUUAUUCGACUUUUGAUUGAAAAUGGGAUCGAUAUCAAUUGCAAAGACAAAGACGGAUGUAACGCUCUCAUAGCAUUGUGCAAAAAUGAUCAAAACAAAAAUUUAAUUGACAUUAUUCGAUUUUUCAUUGAAAAUGGAGUCGAAGUAAAUUGCAAAACCAACGACGGAUGGAAUUGGAAUGCGCUCACUUUCUUGUGCUACUUUUAUCGAAUUGAAAAUUUAAUUGACAUCAUUCGACUUUUGAUUGAAAAUGGAAUCGAAGUCAAUUACAAAAAUAAAUACGGAGACAAUGCGCUCACUAUAUUGUGCUGGUUUUAUCAAAAGGAAAAUUUAAUUGACAUCAUUCGACUUUUGAUUGAAAAUGGAAUCGAAGUAAAUUACAAAGACAAAUACGGAGAUAAUGCUCUCAUUAAAUUGUGCGCAAAUUAUAAAAACGAAAAUUUAAUUGACAUUUUUCGACUUUUAAUUGAAAAUGGGAUCGAUAUCAAUUGCAAAAACAAAGGCGGAGACAAUGCUCUCACUUUAUUGUGUGCAAAUUAUAAAAACGAAAAUUUAAUUGACGUAAUAAAACUGGUAAUUAUAAGUGGAUUCAAUGUGACAAAAGAAACGCGUGACUUCUUUCAAAGAAAUUAUGAGGAAAAAAAUCGCAAUGAAGUCUUGCAAUUACUAAAUCCACCAACAAAAGGGCUCAGAAACGUGUCUUGGUGUUCUUUGAGCUGAAUUUUUAGACAACUUGCAAAGUCGCAAUACAUAAAUAUGUCAGAUUGUCAUCUGUUUUGUCAUCGUAAUUCAAUACAAUUUUGCCU
Daphnia pulex (common water flea) is the source of this 2108-nucleotide messenger RNA. Its product is annotated as probable serine/threonine-protein kinase fhkE. Gene Ontology annotation, biological process: protein phosphorylation; intrinsic apoptotic signaling pathway in response to endoplasmic reticulum stress; IRE1-mediated unfolded protein response. The record is from RefSeq and is a predicted model, not a curated record. NCBI's taxonomy places the organism in Eukaryota, Metazoa, Arthropoda, Branchiopoda, Diplostraca, Daphniidae. Bases 91 to 2022 code for a protein of 643 amino acids. The transcript has 4 exons. Gene Ontology annotation, cellular component: IRE1-TRAF2-ASK1 complex. Gene Ontology annotation, molecular function: protein serine/threonine kinase activity; ATP binding; RNA endonuclease activity.